AUGGGAGUUGCAUAUAAGAACUCAGAAACCCCUUUCAACACUACUCUUGCUGAUCAGAGACUUUACAUCCAAAUCAGUAAUCACUUGUUUUCCUCUGUCAGAGUUGCUGUCACAUUAAAGGGGUUUGAACUUGAGAGAGAGGGUGUGAAGAUGACAUCUUCUGAGACCCUUACAUUCAUGGAGCUAGCCAUACACCAGGCAAAGUUAGCUUUGGAUGUUCUUGAAGUGCCUGUUGGAUGUGUAAUUGUUGAGGAUGGCAAGGUUAUAGCCUCAGGCCGGAACCGAACAACUGAGACACGAAAUGCUACAAGGCAUGCAGAAAUGGAAGCUGUAGACGUGCUUUUAGUGCAGUGGCAGAAAAAUGGACUUUCAAUGUCUGAAGUUGCUGAAAAUUUCUCAAACUGCAGUCUUUAUGUUACCUGUGAACCAUGCAUAAUGUGCGCAUCUGUUUUAUCAAUUUUAGGUAUAAAGGAAGUAUUUUAUGGUUGUUCAAAUGAUAAAUUUGGAGGCUGUGGAUCGAUAUUGUCAUUGCAUUUAAGUAACUCCACACCACUCAAUAAUGAGGUUUCAUCCGGAAAGAGUUUCAAAUGUACUGGAGGUAUAAUGGCAUCAGAAGCUGUCCUUCUCUUUCGAACAUUCUAUGAACAAGGAAAUCCCAAUGCUCCAAAGCCACACAGGUCUCUAGCACCUCAGGCAUGA
Sphenostylis stenocarpa is the source of this 699-nucleotide messenger RNA. The record is from the annotation of a GenBank genome assembly. NCBI's taxonomy places the organism in Eukaryota, Viridiplantae, Streptophyta, Magnoliopsida, Fabales, Fabaceae.